AUGUUGCAAAAACAGCCCAGUAAAUCAUCUUUUAGGGAAUCUCUCAAAGCUCUUGAAGCUGAUAUUCAGCAUGCUAAUAGCCUGGCAGCUGCUCUCCCAAGAGAUUAUGGUGGGAAUUAUUACCAAAUGAGAUUAUCUUAUAGCCCUUUUGCACCCUUCAUUCUGUUUUUGAUUGAAUGGAUGGAUUAUAGUUGUACAGAUACCCUUCCUAGUUAUUUAGGCCUUCUCCACAUUCUUGUAUACAAGGCAUAUGUUGAUGGAAUGCCGGCUUUAUCUUCCAAAGAUCGAAAAGCCACUCUAAGGGAAUUUUAUGCUGUUAUCUACCCUUUGCUCAGACAACUUGGGGAUGAGUUCAUUGAAUUGGAAGAUAAUAAGAAAGGCCGAAGUACAGAAGUAUUGAGUAGAAAGAGAGUUGAAGACCGCACGAGGGUCUCUGAUAAAGAUUUAGAGAGAGAUGAUGAAUGUGGAAUAUGCAUGGAGAAUUGCACAAAGAUGGUUCUGCCUAACUGUGGGCAUGCCUUAUGCAUAAGCUGCUUCCAUGACUGGAAUGUCCGUUCUCAAUCCUGUCCUUUCUGUCGUGGUAGUUUAAAGAGAGUGAGUUCUAAAGAUCUGUGGGUUCUCAUAAGUGGCAAUGAUAUAAUUGACAUGGUUACUCUUGCAAAAGAGAAAUUGUGGCGCCUAUGCCUCUACAUUGAAAGCCUGCCUUUUGUAAUGCCUGAUACACAUCCAUAUGUAUCUGAUUACAUGAUCUGACAACGAAGUGAAGACUGUAGUAUUAAACCACAGAAAGAAAAAGCUAUCGUUCCACAUUGUACAUACAACUUGGUAUGAAGAAGCCUGAGCUUAUCUAUUGAACUCUUGACCGCCUGUUCAAUGGCAGCUGUAUAUAGUAAUUAACUGAGCUGCUGCCUACAUGUCACGAGGAUUUCGGAAGUAGGAAGCAGGUUACUUUGAAGAUUGGUGAAAUUUGGUAUAGAACAGCCUGGAUAAAAGCAGUGAGGCAGGGAUUACAAAUCUGAAUACAUAUAUUUAGCAAGAUAAUAGAUGCAAACUAAAAAUAAACAGGUAUUCUUGGCAUUCAACUCAGCUUUUUAAGAACCUGAGUGUUGGAAUGGAAACAUAAAGACUAUCACAUGGAAUCUUCAGUUUCUGCUUACUGUCAUCUGAUCUAUGAUGAAUAUCAUGGAUCAAAUUAAUCUUUCUUGGAACUGGCUCCUCAUCAAUGAAUUCCUAUAAUAAAAAUUGCCUCUGAAUCUGACUGGAUUGAUCUAUCAUAAUUUCUUAACUUUAAUAACAACUUGCAUCCUUAAAAGU
Messenger RNA from Durio zibethinus, 1314 nucleotides. Its product is annotated as E3 ubiquitin-protein ligase AIRP2-like. Gene Ontology annotation, biological process: protein ubiquitination. The record is from RefSeq and is a predicted model, not a curated record. NCBI's taxonomy places the organism in Eukaryota, Viridiplantae, Streptophyta, Magnoliopsida, Malvales, Malvaceae. Gene Ontology annotation, molecular function: ubiquitin protein ligase activity.